Drosophila grimshawi is the source of this 1267-nucleotide messenger RNA. RefSeq names its product protein ALP1-like. The record is from RefSeq and is a predicted model, not a curated record. Lineage: Eukaryota; Metazoa; Arthropoda; Insecta; Diptera; Drosophilidae. The transcript has 3 exons. Bases 18 to 1169 code for a protein of 383 amino acids.
UUUGUUUACCACAGAAAAUGAAUUCACGCGCCGACAGAGCGUUUAUGCUAAACUUUUUCCUGGAUGAGGGUCUAGGUCCUCAACUGGCCGAAGCCGUACGACUGGUCACCGCUGAAAGUUCAAUUGGUGCCCUAACCACAACUGUUAAGGCGAAUGGUAAUGAAACAGGGGCAGAGGAUGAGAUUGCGUCCAUUUCGCGUUACCAAGAUGAUCAGUUCAAGGAGCAAUUCCGUAUGCAGCGCAGCAGUUUCGAGACGCUGCUGCAGGUCAUUGGGAAUGCUAUAGCCGGAGGGGAACAGCAUCAACCAAUUGGCCGAGUUUCGUUGCCCGAGAAACUUUUGUACACAUUAACCCUGCUCAGUGGCGAAAAAUCAUUUCGCGAGGUUGGCAUUAAUUUUGCCAUAUCAAAGAGCUCGGGCCAUGAGAUUUUUCGUUGGGUCACCUCCGCCUUUGCGACGCUACUGCCACACUAUGUGAAGUGGCCGGCAGAUAAUGUGUGCAGUGGCAGUGGCAUUAGUAAACUGCCCGGCGUUGUGGGCGUCAUCGAUGAGUGCCGCAUCCAAUUGAAGCUGCCUGUACGCGAGGAGAACGGUCAUUUGCACUAUUCGUGGCUGGCUCUGCAGGCAGUGUGUGAUGAGCGCAGUCGCUUCUUGGAUGUGCACAUCGAUGUGCCCGGCAAUCAGCAGUGUGUGCUGCUCAAGAGUGAUCUCUUCGAGCGACUCAUUGACGAGGAGUCGCCACUGAUGCCGCCGCAUAAGCAUCUCGUUGGGGAAAUGAUGUAUCCGCUGCUGCUCAAUCUGAUGACACCCUGUGCGGAUAACAAUGGCGAAUUGACACCCUGCCACAUACGCUACAAUCAGGCGGUGCAUUUGUGGAAUGCGCCGGCAGAGCGUGCUUUUGCAGCGCUAUUGUCACGUUUUCGACGUCUGGCAUCUUUGGAUGUUGGCACCAUGGAGGUGGGUAGCAUGGUGAUAUCGGCCACCUGCAUGCUUCACAACUUCAUAUUGGACUGUGGUGAGCCAAUUGAGGAUGCAACCCUGGACUUUGAUAUGCUGCCAGAUAAUCAAAAUAGUCUCGUCUUCGAGGAGCACGGACUGGUUAAUUGGAAACACACAUCAUCGGCGCAGAAGAAACGCGAUGGCCUCAUAGCUAGUUUUAUACGCAGCUAAUAUACACAAUAUGCAUUAUAGUCAUAUUUUAGGAUUAUCAAGAUUAACUGUUUCAUUUAUUUUUCAGUAUUUUUUAUAGGUUGUAAUAUAAUUGUAUA